Messenger RNA from Eruca vesicaria subsp. sativa (arugula), 976 nucleotides. The record is from the annotation of a GenBank genome assembly. Lineage: Eukaryota; Viridiplantae; Streptophyta; Magnoliopsida; Brassicales; Brassicaceae.
UCUCUAUGUAUUGUUCCUCCGUGCAAAUGGAAGCAAUGGAAGAAAAUGAUCAAGUUUGGCAACAUCAUGUAGACACUUCUCGUCCAUUUAGCUCGGUAAAAGAAGCUGUUGCCACAUUCGGCCAACGGAUUAAGCUAACAGUAAAAACUCAUACCUUAAACUCCAAACUGGUAAGUCCUAUUGCUAGCCCUAGCAUCAGUCAGACUACUAAACCGGUAAGUACUGUUGCUGCUAGUCCCAGAAUCAGCCACGCUGCCUCUCUGCCAUCUUCUUCAUGGAAGCUGCGCCCUUCUUUGCCUUCUUCUCCUCAAGGUCCAGAAGACGAGUUCAUGGAAGUUUUGAAGAAGCUUGAAGCUGAGAUAACGGAAACAAGGGCAGAGAUGAGGAUGUUAAAGGAGAGAGAGUUAGAGACAGAUGUGGCUUUGGCUUCUUUAAAUGCUGAGUUACAUAAGAACAUGUCAAAGAUGGCUAAGGCCGAUGCUGCAGGAGAAUGUGAAGCAGUCAUGGCCAAGACGGUAAGCUUCAAGGAAACGAAAGAAAAAGAAAACGGAGAGGAAGAGAGGAGGAAAGAGCUGAUGAGAAGGAUGCAGAAUGAGUAUAUCUCACUGGCUCAGAUACUUGACAGUAACAAAGGAAACAGGGAUGUGUGUUUUGGAGAAACUAAGACAAAUGGGAGCAAGAAGAAGAAACCUAUCGUUCCUCUUUUGGGAGAUUUCUUCUUCUUCAAGAAAAAAGUGUCCACAACAGAAAAUUCUGAACCUCUUUUCACUACCUCUUCCACUCUGCGAUUUUAGCUGAAACACUCAAAGCCCAGAGAAAUAUGUGAUACCAGUGUGUAUGUAUGUGUGAGUUCUUUAUUUGUUUGUUUCUUUGGUUCUUUGUUUGGCUUUUGUGUGCAAAGCAGCCAACGUGUGUUCCCUCUUUCAUCAUAUAAUAGUUAUUACCUAUCAAUCAUUAAUCAAUAAGAGAUUGUAAG